Messenger RNA from Rhopalosiphum maidis (corn leaf aphid), 1106 nucleotides. Its product is annotated as sentrin-specific protease 1-like. The record is from RefSeq and is a predicted model, not a curated record. Lineage: Eukaryota; Metazoa; Arthropoda; Insecta; Hemiptera; Aphididae. The transcript has 3 exons. Gene Ontology annotation, cellular component: nucleus. Gene Ontology annotation, molecular function: deSUMOylase activity. The coding region runs from base 319 to 918 and encodes 199 amino acids. Gene Ontology annotation, biological process: protein desumoylation.
UCAUAUUUUGUCGGGUCCUUAUCAUUAUUUGAAGUGUUCAUCAAUGCAAUAAUACAUUACAGGCUACAGCACUAUACAAUACAUGCUUUAGCAACAAGCAGACUAUUGACUGCUGACCAUGGUUGUAUGUGUACAGUGUACAAUUGUGCUACUGACUACUGACUAACGAGUGUAGUGCAGAAAUGCUGUUUGCACGAUGUGAUGUUAUAAAAUAAAAACAUUUUUUAUAUUGCUCUUACCUUAAUUAUUGAUGAUUCCAUUUCAGGAGGAAUACCAUUACGUUACAGUUUAAUGAUCUAAAAGGUAGAAAACAAAAGUAUGGGUUCCGAUGAUGAUCAAUUUGAUUCUACGGUCGACAACAGUCAUCUUUAUUUAAAUGAUGAAGUUAUAAACAAAUAUAUGGAUUUAAUAGCAGCACGUUCACCCAAGACAGUGUAUACAUUUAAUACAUUUUUUUACUUAGCUUUGUCUGAUAAGGGAUAUUCUCAUGUUUGUCGAUGGACAAAAAAAAUUGAUAUAUUCUCAAAAAAAAAAUUAUUUAUCCCUGUUCAUAUUGAAGAAGACAAUCAUUGGUGUUUGGUUUAUGUUGAUUUUGUACAGAAAUUUAUUAAAUACUAUGAUAGCUUAAGAGGACGUAAUUUUAAAUGCCUAAAAUUAAUAUUGAAAUAUUUGAUGAUGGAACAUGUUGAUAAAAAAGGAGAAGAGUUUCAUCCUAGUGGUUGGUUAUUAAUGAAUGUGAAGAACUGCCCACAACAACUAAAUUAUUGGGAUUGUGGAGUAUUUGUUUGCAUGUUCGCGGAAUACUUGUCAAGAGAUGCUCCACUGAAUUUUUCACAAAAACAUAUGGAUAGAUUUAGGAGACAAAUAGAAUUUGAAAUCAAGAAAAAAAAAUUAAGAAAAUCUGUAUCGGAAACUUAAGUUUCUAUAACAAAAUUUAAAUGAUGCAUAUUUCUACCUUAUACAUUUGUAGGUGUUAUUGAUGUUGGAAUAUCAUUAUGCAUAAUUUGUAUUUAAUGUUAAUAACUAAUAUGUUAUAAGUAAUUAUAUUUUAACAUAUUAUUUACUUAAAUUAUAUAUUGACGUAUUUAAGAUACAAAUGUAUAAUA